Molecule: messenger RNA, 887 nt
Organism: Jatropha curcas
Lineage: Eukaryota; Viridiplantae; Streptophyta; Magnoliopsida; Malpighiales; Euphorbiaceae
Molecular function (GO): protein binding
Source: RefSeq, a predicted model, not a curated record
UAAUUCUCAUUUUUCUACCAAACGAAAAUAAUUAAAACAAUAAUUUUAUCAUCCUCAAUCCAUGAUUACACUGUUUAAAAUCAGUGCUAAUAAAAGUUUUAUCAUCCUUCUCCGCAUAUAAUAGCUCAGAAUCCAAAAUUUCUCUGUUCAAGAUGAUUUUCUGGGUUAUCUACCUUUCAACUAAGUACCCCACUAGAAAUCUUACAGACCCAACAAUUUAUGACAUCAAAUUAGAAAUUGGACAACUGCUUCACGUUGAGGUGGGAAGGCAAAAGAUCACCCAUGAUGGAGUUGAAGUGGAAAAUAAUACGCUCAGAGCUGAAGAUUACGGAAUUAGAGAUAAUGACGAGAUAUUUCUCAGUGUUAAGAAGGCUUUCUAUAUUGAAGCAAAUGCUCCUGCCAAGUACUAUUUGACGAUCUGGGACGAUCAAACUAUUUUGAAACUCAAAAGGGAGAUCUGGAUACUGACUGGUAUGGCAGUGGAUAGGAUGGAGCUGUCUUAUAUUCAACAGAAGCUUGACGAUGAUAAAAAGAUUAUGACUUACCAAAUUCCUGAUGAAGCUACUAUUGAUGCAGUUGAGAUGUAUGAUCUGGAGGUGAAGGGAUCAAAUGGCAAUUAUAGAUUAAAAGUUCAUGAGAUGAUGACAAUUGGUCAAGUGAAGGAGAAACUUCAUGUGGACUAUGGUCUUGACCAUGAAACACUGACACUCGAACGUGCCUAUAGCAGAGGUUUCUUCAGAGACGAUGAACAUUUGUCUGCUCAUCAUUAUCAAGUUAUGACCGCCGUUGGUGGUGGAUCUUAGGAUCUGAGGCAGAUUGUUGCAAUAAACCAGUUAAUUUAGUUUCUGAUGAUAACAGAGCUUAAUAAAUCUUAAUUAUUAUUAUUA